Rhopalosiphum padi (bird cherry-oat aphid) is the source of this 3603-nucleotide messenger RNA. RefSeq lists its product as uncharacterized. The coding region runs from base 280 to 3603 and encodes 1107 amino acids. Lineage: Eukaryota; Metazoa; Arthropoda; Insecta; Hemiptera; Aphididae. The transcript has 8 exons. The record is from RefSeq and is a predicted model, not a curated record.
UACGAAUUUUUCGCUCAUGCAUUUAUCACCCUGGUUACAAUUUUAUGUACCCAAGUUAUGAAAUUAUAACAGUUUAUAUCAAUAAGACGUGACAAAAUACAAUUUUAAGUUUAAUUAAAUUAAACAUUUUCACUUGUAAAACUUACACACUGCAAAAAAAGAUAAAAAAUAUAAAACAACAAAUAUAACUUAUCAGCUAUUAUAUACCUAUUCGGUAGGCAUAAUAAAAUAAUAAUAUUUUCACAGCAACAUUGUAAUUAGGCGUAGGUAUAGCUGGAAAUGAUGAACAUCAAAUUAUGGGAACGACGACGUUGUGACAAUGAUAACAUGAUGAGAACAAUAAAGCGAACUGGCAUGGUCACAGUUAACCGGAAUUGUCUGUCUCAAAUACAACAUACGGCAUUGCUGUCCACGCCUAAAGGGCACGUAUGGACCCAUUCACGUAGUUUGAAUUUCAUAAUGGAAAAAUGUCGGAAAACAAGUGGGAUCACUUUGAAUUACCGUCGCCGUGAGACCGGAAAACACUCAUUCUUUGAAGUAAAUACGACGAUGUGGCCUCUUUUUGUAAAACAAUUUCUAAAACAUGGAGAAUACAGUUUAGCUCCAGCUAUCAGGAUAAUAUUAUCAAAAAUAUUACCCUCAAGAGUGAAUUUUUCUGACCAGAAAUGGUCUAAAUACAGAAACACACAAACGGAGUUAUGUCGUUUUUUGAGGAAUUUGAAUCCAGAAUGUGAUUCAAUCGAUUGGAAGGGCGAUUUUUUCAGAACUUUGUCAUCUUUGAUAUUUAAUUAUAUGGUUCAAGUACUUUGUAGUGGUCAGAUAUCCAAAAAACGAAAAAUAACACAAAUGAUCCUAAAAAAGAUUAAUGAUGUUACCGACGAAUACGUGUUAGUAAACUCACCAGGUAAUUUUCUACAAGGGGUUCAAAUAUUUGUAGCAAAUAUGCUAUCUCUGUGGCUAGAAAAACCCAUAAAUAAUAUCUGCAGUAAAGGUAAUAAUAAUAAAGGCUUAAAAAACAGAAACACAAUGAAUGACAUUGUGAAACAAAGAAAUGGUAUUAAAACAAAACAUUCAAAAAACAAUACAGCAGAUCAAAAUAAAACAAAUAUACUCAAAUUAAAAACCGCAAUAAAAGUUAAAACUAACCAAAAAACAAUAAAGAUAAUACAUCUAACAAAGUUGAGAAUCAAACAAUUGAUAUUGAAACAAAGUAAAUUUACAAAACCCAUCGUUAAAGACAACUUGUCUUCACAAAACUCAAAAAAAGCUACAAACAAAAUAAAAACAAAUAGAAAAUCAAAAAAAGGAUUAAAAUCAAAGUCAAUAAUUGGUGCAGUAAAUGAUUCACAAAAAAUUAUUGAAAAAAAUGAAAUGUUAUCAAAUGUACUCGUAAGGCGUUCAGUCAGUAAAACUACAAUCAAGAAGAAAAUAAAAAAUAAGUUGAAUAAGUUUGGUAAAAAUAACCAAAAACCCCAAAAAAAUAAAAUUUCAAAAACUAUUGUAAAAGGUAAAUUGUCUCUGCAAAACUUAAAUAAAGCUACACAAAAAAUAAAUACAAACAAAAAAUCUAAAAAUGGUUUGAAAUCAAAAUCAAUAAUUAGUGCAAUAAAUGGAUCAAAGAAAUUUAUUGAAAACAAUGAAAUGUUAUCAAAUUCUGUUCUCGUUAAGCCUGCAGACGAUAAAAAUGCUAGUGAGACGAAUAUAAAAAGUGAAAAGAACUCGAACAUUCCCGACGAUGAAAGUCAUAAUAACACAAAUGGUCGUGACAAGUACAUAAACGGGAAAAAUAGUAACUAUAGACCAGUGAUAGGCAAUAAAAAAUUAUCGGAUUCGACAAAACAACUACAUAAUGAAAAUACAUUCGAAGCAGACAACAACGGCAAUAAGGAAAAUGAUUUUAUUAAUAACGAUGCUCUUGAUUUUGAAUCUCUUAGACCAGCUAUGGAUGCGGAAAAAAUUCACUCGAUGACCGCCAUGAAUCAUGAUGGAAGAAAUGACGAUGGUCAUAGAAGUACAGCAAUGGAUGAUCGUUACAAGUCGCAUUAUGACAGUGGUGGCAAAUUAUUAUUAGAACACGGUGGUGAAACGACGCCUGCGAUAUCAAAUGGAAUAUCAAAUAGCUAUAAUAAUAAUAAUGUAAAUGAAGAAGGCAGAAUGCUGAAUGUGACGGAUAUUAGUGGACAUACCUUGAGGGUGACCGAAUAUUUGUUAGAAGAAAAAUAUGAUACUAUCUUAUUGAAAGAUGAAGAAUUAUUAAAAUAUAAUGACAACCAAUCGCACAACAUUGAUGAUGAAGGUUACAGUGAUUUGAAUACAGAUUGUGAUAAUGGCUUUGACGAUGAUGACGGACAUCAUAUUAUAGUUAUGAACGAGGAUGGAAAAGAAUUUGAGUCUCGCGUUUUGGAUGAUCUCGUGAACAUGUUUUUGGAUAGUUCAUCGGAUGGCUGGAGUAAUAAACACGAUAAUGCUACCAAAGUUAUAGAAUCGAGAAGAGAUGAAUCUAAACAAAAUUGUUUUCAGAGAUGUGCUGAUGGUUAUACACAAAAAUUAGUGAAUAAUUUUAGAAAUAAAGAGUCAAAAAAUCAGGAAGUUUGUGAUCAAAGUAAAGGAGUUACCUAUAACAUCUGUAAAAAAGAUGGCAGCAAUUACAGUGUUCGCAAGACAAUAUUGCCAAUGCGCAGAAAUCAAGAUCAUCGAUGUACAAUGUGUUCAUUAGAUAAAUCAAAAUUAGUAGUUAAUACAUUAAUUAAAUUAAAGUACAAUUGGCAAACCAAAUUGAAAGAUAUUGUUGGUAUUAAACAGUGUCCUGAAGAAGACGAUGGCAAGUUAAACGAAAAUGAUUAUUCAUCAUCAUCGUCAACUUCUUCAUUUUCAUGCCCCAAGUCUGAACGAGAACUUUUUGAAUUUGAUCUUUCCUAUGACGCUUAUAGAAGCAUUUUACCUACAGUUGUUGAUUAUAAACGAAAAAGUAGUUCAAGGCAGUAUAAUAUACUUAAACCUAACGCUUGGACUGAUGUUUUCAAUGAUACAUUCAUAACAAAGUUUAAAUUACCAUGUAACUUUAUAUAUAAGCGUGCAAAGGUUAGUAUUAAUCCAAGUCAAUGUGAAAAUUAUAUUAGAUUUGAAGGUAAAUGUAAGGAAGAUAGUUGCAAUGCCCAACUCACUGGUUGGUGUAGAGAUAAGCCAAAUGAGGGCGAACCAUUAAAAAUAUCAAUCCUCACGAAAAAUACAAUAGGACAAGAAAAUAAACAUACAGGUAAAACGCCAUUAAAAGGGGAAAAGCGUAAAGCGGUUGGUAUCGAGCUUUCCAGUGAUUUGGCGUGCAAUUGGAGACGAAAACCCGUAGGAGAUUUAGAAUUUGGACGACUUUCACCGCCAAAAUUAUACCGUAAUGAAGUAUUACGUAAAACAAAACAAGAAUACCGUGAUCGAGAAUUAGUAAUUACCACGAAAAAUGCCAUCGAGUCACUAGUAGAGUUCAAGCAUAAUUCUUCAUACUCAGGCUCAAUUCAUACGAUUGGUAUGGAUCCAUUUGUAGUUCAUUACUCAAAUAGGGUGGUGUCUUCUUACUGUUUAAUGCUUCUGCAAUCUAACCUAACCUAA